Molecule: messenger RNA, 5444 nt
Organism: Solea senegalensis (Senegalese sole)
Lineage: Eukaryota; Metazoa; Chordata; Actinopteri; Pleuronectiformes; Soleidae
Product: anoctamin-1-like
Exons: 27
Coding region: 139-3072 (977 amino acids)
Biological process (GO): chloride transmembrane transport
Cellular component (GO): plasma membrane
Molecular function (GO): protein dimerization activity; chloride channel activity
Source: RefSeq, a predicted model, not a curated record
GCAAAAACAAAACCCUAUUUACUCCAGUGAAUCUUGGACAAGUGGCUGCACAGCAGUGGUAAGGCAGCCAUGUUUCUCUAAGCUCACACCCUCUUGUCUCCACCUGCUUCUCAGCACAGCGAGCACACACUCAGGAGGAUGGAUUGGAGAAUGACAGAGGACGCAGAGGUGGAAGUCAACCUGUCGCCAACCUCCGAGACCGAGCAACAGGCUCCACAUUUUCUACGAGAUGUUAUCUUCCACGGCAAGUUUAAGCUGCUAAAGGCUUUAACUCCAGAGGAAACCUCGCACAGUCAACAAGGCCUUUACCUCCAGGACGGUCAGCGGCGUAUUGACUAUGUCCUCACCUACAAUGUGAAGAAGCCGGGUGGCGGGCGUUCGAUGCGACACUCGACAUACCUGCUGACUGAAAAUGCUGUGGCCCGUAGUUUGCGUCGUAGCCACCACAAACGUGACAAACGUGCUCGUCUUCACCAAGCACAGAAGGCGAAGGCCCAGUUGUCCCCACCAUCACCAACAGUGGCCGACGUGGAGCUGGGCUGUGCUGGAGAGACCCUCAACGGCCACGAGGACCACAAGGCCUUCAGGAGGGAGGAGUUUGAGGCUAAACUCAGAGACAUGGGACUCGUGCUGGAGAAGGACGAAGACGGCAAGAUCCCAGGGUUGGGUUUCGUGAAGAUUCACGCUCCUUGGAAUGUUCUCUGUCGAGAGGCUGAAUUCAUGAAGCUGAAAAUGCCCACCAAGAAGGUGUAUGAAGUCAAGCAGUCGAGCAGUGUCGUGGAGAAGAUCAGUUCUCUGGUCAGCAAAGCUCUGGAGCCUUUACACCCUCAUGUUGAGGAGCAUCGACCCAAGAACAUCAAACAUCUGUCUCACACUUUCACAAGGGAGAAAUUACACCUGUUUGACCUGUCUGACAAAGACAGCUUCUUUGACAGCAAAACCAGGAGCUCAAUAGUUUUUGAAAUACUGAAAAGAACAACAUGCACGGCAAAAUACAGCAUGGGUAUCACCAGUCUGCUUGGCAGUGGAGUCUACACGGCAGCUUACCCUCUACAUGAUGGAAAUAUCAAUAAGGAAAGUCCAGAGUCCAGUGACAGAAAGCUUUUGUAUGAAGAGUGGGCAAACUACGGUGUCUUCUACAAAUACCAGCCCAUUGGACUUGUGCGGAAGUAUUUUGGUGAGAAGAUUGGUCUAUACUUUGCCUGGUUGGGCCUGUAUACCCAGAUGUUGAUUCCUGCCUCCUUAGUGGGGGUCAUAGUUUUCCUGUAUGGAUGUGCAACAGUUGAUGACAACAUACCAAGCAUGGAGAUCUGCCACCCAAGGAACAACAUCACCAUGUGCCCUCUGUGCGACAAAGUGUGCAGCUACUGGAGACUCAGCACAGCCUGUGGAACCGCUCGGGCCAGCCACCUGUUCGACAACCCUGCCACCGUUUUUUUCUCUAUAUUCAUGGCACUGUGGGCUGCCAUGUUCAUGGAGCAGUGGAAAAGAAGGCAGAUGAGACUGAACUACGAGUGGGACCUGACUGGGUUCGAAGAUGAGGAGGAGGCUCUCAAGGACCAUCCGAGGGCUGAAUAUGAAUUCAAGGUGAUGCAGAAAUCUAUGAGCAAAGAUAAAAAAACCAAGCACAAGGUGGAAAAGCUCACCUUUCGAGACCGCCUUCCUGCCUACAUGACUACUGUUGUCAUGAUGUUGUUGAUGAUUGGUGUUACCUUUGCUAUUGUGUUCGGAGUGAUUCUCUACCGGAUCUCCACCAAAGCCGCGCUCCAUAUGAGCUCCAAUCCAGUCACACGGAGCCACGUGCAACUGACAGUAAAAACCACUGCAGCCAUCAUCAACCUGGUGGUCAUCCUCAUUCUGGACGAGGUGUAUGGUGCCGUAGCACGGUGGCUCACUGUGUUAGAGGUUCCUAAAACAGACAAGAGUUUUGAGGAGCGGCUUAUCUUCAAGACCUUCAUCCUAAAGUUUUUCAAUGCUUUCACUCCGAUCAUCUACAUUGCUUUCUUCAGGGGAAGAUUGGUUGGCAGACCAGGCAGCUACUGGUAUGUGUUUGAAUCCUACAGAAUGGAAGAGUGUACUCAUGGAGGCUGUCUGAUGGAACUGUGUAUCCAGCUGAGUAUCACCAUGUUGGGAAAGCAGCUAAUUCAGAACAACCUUUUUGAGAUUGGAGUGCCCAAACUAAAGAAGCUGAUUCGCUACAUUCGGUCAAAGCAAGGUGGUUUUCAAGAAGAAGAGAGAAAGAAGAAACUGCUGAGAUAUGAAACAGACCACUUCCUGGAGCCAUUUGCUGGAUUAACACCUGAAUAUAUGGAAAUGAUCAUCCAGUUUGGUUUUGUUACACUGUUCGUGGCCUCCUUCCCCCUGGCUCCGCUCUUCGCUCUGCUCAACAACAUCAUUGAAAUACGACUUGAUGCCAAGAAAUUUGUGACUGAGCUGCGGAGACCAGUGGCAGCACGAGCCAAAGACAUUGGAAUAUGGUACGACAUACUGAGAGGAGUAGCAAAAGUGGCUGUCAUCAUCAAUGCCUUUGUCAUCUCCUUCACCUCAGACUUCAUACCGCGCAUGGUCUACCAGUACAUGUACAGCCCGGAUGGCUCCAUGCAUGGAUUUGUGAACCACACGAUGUCCUAUUUUAAUGUCAGCCACUUCCAGGAUGGUAAAGAACCCAUGGAGCCAUUGUACCUUGGAUAUCCCGUUGAGAUUUGCAGGUAUAAGGACUACAGAGAGCCUCCUUGGUCACUGACUCCAUAUGAAAUCUCCAAGGAGUUCUGGACAGUGCUGGCUGUGCGACUGGCCUUUGUCAUUGUUUUCCAGAACGUUGUGUUGCUGAUGAAUGACGUUGUAGACUGGCUAAUCCCGGACAUCCCGAAGGACAUCAGCCUCCAGAUCCACAAGGAGAAGAUUCUAUUGGUAGAACUGUUCAUGAAAGAGGAGCGAGUCAAGAGCCAUAUCCUUGAGAGCAGAGUCUCAGCAGGAGGCCCUGCUUUCUGCAGCAGGAGCAACAACAACAACAAUUACACAACAGCUCACCCGCGCUCUUCUCUGCACACCAACAGCACCAAGAGCUUCUGAUGCUUUUAACAGGGAUUUUUUUUUUUGGUUCACUCUUGGUGAGCAAGUCUUAGCUUGCUAGCAGCCUGCUUGCUCAGGCCAAGUUAAACUCUGUGAUUUUGUUCUUGUUCGGAACAUUCCAACAACUGGGAGAGCAGCUGGUUGACGAUGCAUGAGGAAAGUAAAUGUUGGGCCAAAUGUGUGUGGAGCGCAGCAAAACUGUACAGCGAUCUGUACAUGUGCACACAUUUGUGAACGUGUACAAAGAUCUCUACAUGUGUUGUCAGAUUUGUGACUGUGUAUGGGAAUCUUUGAAUGUGUGUAUUCAGGGUUUUAUUCAAAACGUUCAUUUAAAACAGUGUAAGAUAACAUACUAGUGGUGUACAUUUAGGAACAUGACGCUAAGUAAGUAACAAAAAGAGAAAACAUAGAGACAGACAACCAUUCACUCUUACAGGUAUAUUUAGACACUCACCAAUUAUUCUUCAUGAGGAAAACCUGGAAACUUUGAAUCCUGGUUUGACCAACCUGGAUUCUUAUCUCAGUAUACAGAUCCUGCAUUUGAACACACAAAGUCUGUUGGUGAGGAUUUUGGGAUCCAAAGGCGUUCUGGUUUCUGUGUCUAGUUUGUUUGACCAAGCAUUUUUGAGUUUCUGUCUGCAUGGAGAGCAAAAGAUGGACUGACAUCUGUCAGGCAUUUUCUAUAGCAUAUUAGCCCAAAAACGUGCUAGUUGUGUGGCAAUAUUUUUUCUCACAUUGCCAGUUGGAAUUCAAAAUGGUAUCCACUAUUAUAUACUGGAAGCCCCGAAAAAUGGAUCAUUUGUAACCACACAAGAGCCAGUGGAUGGUGAGAUGAUGUGGACUGAGAAUUGUCUUGCUGUAAAGGCCCUGGUAUACCUCCGCACACUGUGCGCAUGAUGCGAAUUGCGUCAUCAACGCGCAACAUGCUCACCACGCAGAAAAAACAUUCUCGACAACAGAAGAAGUAGUCCUCAAGGAUAGUCUUCCGAGCUUCGACCUGGCGACCCCCGAACCAGCUGACACCCUGACUCCCCUGCCCAACAGGCAUUUCAGCUGUGAGCCGCUCGAACCAGUAUAUCCGAGGGAGCUGUAGCAUCGUUCUUUUCUUUGGUAGGAACACGUCCUAUUCCCUACGUCCAGACGUGUACCGCCACCCGAUGGUAUAGUGAGAUACUACAGGACCCUGAUGUGUGAGUAUACCAGGGUCCCCAAUGUGUGACUCAAAAUUCGAAAGUAUACCAGGGCCUGAAGUCCACUGUGUCGAUCAUAGCACCAGUGUGUCACCAGUGAGUAUUGUCUAAAGCAUAAAAUGAUUUUUAUAACUAUUUAAAGCAAUACCAUCACUGGACCCAUGGAGCAUUCAAACCCCAAAUAAAAUCAUAUUAUCUGAGUGAAAAAAGUGCCUUGUGCUACACACCUGCUGUACCUGACAGUUGUGGUUGUUUAUAUGUGAAGCUUAUAUGCAGCACUAGCACAUCUGCAUGUCUGCAGAAGUCCGUUAUGGUUUGUUAGAUGUAAAUGUCCUCAUUUAUCCAUGUCCGCGGCAGUUUCUGCAGACAUUUUGCAGCGGACGUACACAAGCAUUUUCUGACUGUGUAGCCUCUACCCUCUGACUUUGCAUGCUACCUGUACUACAUCCACUUUCCACAGUAACCAUGGAGGCAAGCUUGAGGUGAUGCUUGAAGGUCAAGGUUUGUACCCACACAUGUACAACCAUUGCUCAAAUAAUAAAAGGAGAUAUAAAAGAGGGCAAACUCCUGGCAAGAAAUCCCCUGUAUUGGAAUGGAAUACAAGAUUGAGUCUGCACCAAUAGAGCGCAAGACUAAUGUGAACCCUUGCGUUACUAUGAUUGGAUCUGCCUACAUGUGUACAUGAAAAUGUAUGUCCCAGGCUAAAACAAAUCUGCUAUGGGGAGCAUCCAAACCAGUGAUGCAGUGCAGCUACAAAUGCUACCAUAGCUGACUGUAUACAACAUGCAGAAACAGGCGAAGCCACAUUUCCAUUACUUCCCUCAUCAGUGCUAACUUUACAACCUGAAAGACCAUUGGCAUGCACAGGCGGGGCAAUCGCCCCCUACUGUACAUGACAGCGUCCCAAAGAGUGUCCUUAGAGAAAAAGAUACUCAGUGCUGUACAGAAAAUGUCCACAACACUGUGACAGAAAGUGAUGCUGUGCUGUAAAUGAUGUCCCUGUAUAGGUUUACACAGGUGUGUGAGAAUGUGGGAGGUUAUAUUCUAGUGGUGCCUCCUUCAUCUUUGUGCACUAGGUGCCCUUUUAAUCUUUGCCCCUGCCCUCCCAAAUGUCUUUGCACACCCCUGUGAAAAACUUUCUGAAUAUCUACAAAUUGGUAAAAUAAAACAACAUUAAUGGAU